AUGGCAACUUCUCGUGCCUGGACCUUCGCAUCCCGCGGCAACCCCCGCUCCGUUCUCUCCCUCACCUCUCGGCCAGCACCAACGCUCCCCCCCUCGUCUCUCUACCUCUCCAAGACAAAGUCCAUCCCGGACCGUGAAGGGGGAAAAGAAUGGCUCCUCAUCAAAGUUGCCUACGCUGCACUGAAUCCGGCGGGGCACCUCUACAUCACAAUGAUCCCCGCCAUGGCACGCACGAAGACCGCAGUCCCGGAGUUGGAUCUAAGCGGGACCGUAGCGGACGUGUGGACUCCUGGUUCUGAACCCAGCGCCGGAGAACAGAGCAUCUCUUCGAGCGUUGUAAAGCGGCCUCGUUUUAAAAAGGGCGACCGUGUUGCGGCGUUCAUACCCGUCUCCAUCGGCUGGCCGACUGGGACCGGCGCUCUGGCAGAACACGUCGUCCUCCCUGCCCGGUAUGUAGUUCCCGUGCCGGCGCACUUGUCCCUCCGGGACGCGAGUUGUGCGUUCACGGCAGGUUGCACGGCCCUCAUGACUAUCCGUUCUGCAAACCUGAAGAAGGGUGACAGGGUGCUUGUGAACGGGGCGAGCGGAGGCAUCGGGACGUUCGCAGUGCAGGCGAUCAGGGACAUUGUCGGCGACGAGGGUUACGUAGUCGCUGUAUGCUCCGGAAGGAACGCGGAAAUGGUCAAGGGCCUGCGCGUGGACGAGGUCGUCGAUUACACCGCCUCUCCGCAGGUUUCAAACGCUCUGAAGGAGAAGUUCGGAAGGGAGGGGAAGAUGUUUGAUGCGGUGGUGGACUGUAUCGGCGUGCAGGACGUCUACGCUAACUGCGCAUCUUACCUCGUCCCAGAGGGCGUCUACGCAGCCGUCGGGAUCAAGCCGCUCAGCCAGACCUACGGCGGGUUUAUGAAGGCAGUAUGGACGAUGCAGAUGAACGCUCUAUGGCCUUCCUCGCCGUGGCUGGGCGGUACGGGGCGGCGGUGGAUCGGAACAUCGAUGAUGAAUCCAGAGAGGGAAUUGAUGGAGGAGGUCAUGGGUAUGCUAGCUGACGGGAGGGUGAAGGUCGUCGUUGACAGGGAGUUGGGUUUCGAAGAGGCUGUCGAUGGGUACGAUGUGGUUGGGAGCGGGCGAGCAAGAGGAAAGAUCGUUGUGAAGGUUGAUGGAGAGUGA
Molecule: messenger RNA, 1167 nt
Organism: Colletotrichum truncatum
Lineage: Eukaryota; Fungi; Ascomycota; Sordariomycetes; Glomerellales; Glomerellaceae
Product: zinc alcohol dehydrogenase
Cellular component (GO): mitochondrion
Molecular function (GO): oxidoreductase activity; zinc ion binding
Source: RefSeq, a predicted model, not a curated record